CCUUCUGGUUAUUCUGAUUUCUGUGAUAACAUUAUCAAAUUUAAUAUGUACAUUUUUACAUAUAUAUUAUUAUUAAUAAUAUUUAUCCACCAAUAGUCAUAAUACAAGUUUUCAAAGUAGGAGUACAGGUGUCAGGUCUGUGUAUAUUAUUUAGGUUUCAAUCAAAAUGGAAAUUGACGAGGAAACUAUUUUUGCAGAGGAAGAAGCGCCAACGAUGUUUGAGAGUGUUUUGGGAUUUAUUGAAAACCAAGGAUGGUACAUAUUAGGGUUCAUUGCUCUAUUUGCAUAUAUUGUGACCAAGUUAUGGCCUUAUUAUGAAAAAUGGUCACUGCAAAGAAGGGAAACAUCAUAUGAAGCAGAAUUAAAGAAAAAUCCUGAUUUAUAUAAACAAAAGCAAGAAGAAUUACAAAAAGCUAGAGCUAAAUUUCAAGAGGAUUAUGAAAACAAGGCAAAAAUUGCAUUAGAAAAACAAAAAGAAAAAGAGCAAAAACUUCUUGUUGAAAAGCAAGCAAAGUUAAAUAACACUGCAGCUGGAUAUACUUUAAACGAUUCUGGAAAAUCAAAACCUUAUAAGCCAGACUAUAACCCAUUAAUGGGGUCCGGCCAUGGUUCAAACUACAGACCACCCAGACGAAGUCGGUGUUCAGGUGGAGGUUGUGGAUGAAGAAGAAAAUAUUUAUAUAUUUACAAAUAAUUGACAAUAUAAUAAAUUUAAAUUGUACCUACAUUUUGUUAGAUAACAAAUAAUAGUGAAAUAACGUGAUUAAAUACUUUGAAAAUUAUAACUAGAUUAUUACUUAAAUUAUUAAUACAUUAAAAAAUAUAUAAAUUAGGUCUAAACCCAACUUAUA
This is a messenger RNA of Adelges cooleyi (spruce gall adelgid), 851 nucleotides long. RefSeq lists its product as uncharacterized. The record is from RefSeq and is a predicted model, not a curated record. Gene Ontology annotation, biological process: endoplasmic reticulum unfolded protein response; retrograde protein transport, ER to cytosol. The transcript has 6 exons. Gene Ontology annotation, cellular component: endoplasmic reticulum membrane; Derlin-1-VIMP complex; Derlin-1 retrotranslocation complex. Bases 167 to 664 code for a protein of 165 amino acids. Lineage: Eukaryota; Metazoa; Arthropoda; Insecta; Hemiptera; Adelgidae.